AUGACGAGGACGAAGACGAAGAGGAAUAAUAAUGAUGUUGCACUCGAUACUGAGAAGCGGACGACGAAGAGGAAGAAUGAUGACGUUGAUAAUGAGAAUAUGACGAAGAGGAAGAAUAAUGAUGUUGAUAAUGAGAAUAGAACAAAGAGGAAGAAUGAUGAGGUGAUGAACUCUAAGAGGAAGAAUGACGAGGAGAUGAAGAAGAGUAAGCAGGAUGAUGUUGAUGAGAUUAAGAGAAAGAUGAAUGAGAGGAAGGAGAGGCGAGAGAGGCCGACAAACUUGGCCAAGAAGAGGAAGGCUGAUGAGUUGGCCAAGAAGAGGGAGGCUGAUGAGUUGGCCAAGAAGAGGGAGUUGGCCAAGAAGAGGAACUUGUCCAAGAAGAGGAAGUCGAAAAAGGAAGAGGAAGAGGACUAG
Messenger RNA from Impatiens glandulifera, 414 nucleotides. RefSeq names its product vicilin-like seed storage protein At2g18540. NCBI's taxonomy places the organism in Eukaryota, Viridiplantae, Streptophyta, Magnoliopsida, Ericales, Balsaminaceae. The transcript has 2 exons. The coding region runs from base 1 to 414 and encodes 137 amino acids. The record is from RefSeq and is a predicted model, not a curated record.